UCGUUAACAUCUCUUCAUUAAACAGUGACACAAAUACAAUCAAUGGCCCCAGAGUGGUAAGACAGAGAAGAAAAAAGCCCCAGAGAAGGCUGAUGCUUCGUGGUGUUGGAGGACCACCAGAAGACCCCCAUCUCCCGAGGACCCCGUGGCUUCUGAUUUAAUUUAAAUUAAAGACAUAACGUCGCGGAUCCUGCAGCCGCGGACCCAAACGCUCCGUUAUAAUGAUAAUGGCGGUCGAGUUAUCUACCUCGAUAAACAUCAAGGAGCCCCGAUGGGACCAGAGCACCUUCGAGGGCCGGGCCAAACACUUCUUCACCGUCACAGACCCCAGGAACAUCCUGCUGUCCAACGAGCAGCUGGAGAGCGCGCACAAAAUCAUCACCGACUACAGAAAAGGAGUGGUCUCCCCAGGCCUGAGCGAGGAUGAGCUAUGGCGCGCCAAAUACAUCUUCGACUCCGCCUUUCACCCCGACACCGGGGAAAAGAUGAUCCUGAUUGGCCGCAUGUCGGCCCAGGUCCCCAUGAACAUGACCAUCACUGGAUGCAUGAUGACCUUCUACAAGACAACCCCAGCAGUGGUGAUGUGGCAGUGGAUCAAUCAGUCCUUCAAUGCAAUCGUCAAUUACACCAACAGGAGUGGGGACGCACCCCUCACAGUCAGUCAGCUUGGCACGGCCUAUGUGUCUGCCACCACUGGGGCCGUAGCCACAGCUCUGGGACUAAAUGCACUAACAAAGCACGUCUCUCCACUCUUCGGCCGGUUCGUACCGUUUGCUGCGGUCGCCGCCGCUAACUGCAUCAACAUCCCCCUAAUGAGACAAAGGGAACUGAAACACGGCAUUCCCAUCACGGACGAGAACGACAACCGUCUGGGGGAGUCCACGCAGGCGGCGCAGCAGGCCAUCUCCCAGGUGGUGGUCUCCAGGAUCCUCAUGGCCUCUCCUGGGAUGGCUAUCCCUCCGUUCCUAAUGAAUCACUUGGAAAAGAAGGCCUUUUUGAGGAAGUUCCCAUGGAUGAGCGCACCCAUUCAAGUGGGGCUGGUUGGAUUCUGCCUGGUGUUCGCCACUCCACUCUGCUGUGCCCUCUUUCCACAAAAGAGCUCCAUGUCGGUGAGCCGGUUGGAGCCGGAGCUGCAGGAGAAGAUCCGCGCGAGUCACCCGGGGGUGGAGAGGGUGUUCUUCAACAAGGGGCUAUAGAGGAGCGCCCCCCCCACCCCCACUCCCCCAAAGAAGCACUGCCAUGCCGUCACAAGGCAGCAGUCCUCUGAGCACAGUCCUCAUCACCUGCUAGCUCAUCCCUUCAUCUCGUUCAGCGUGCCAAAGUUAUGUUUGCUACUCUUCAUCCUCGCUCUCCAGAUCGACUCACCCUCCUCCUCCUCUUCCUCCUCCUCCUCAUCACUCUCCCCCAGGAUUUGUCUACUCUAGUCAUUUUUAGGAGAUUCUUUUUUGUAGAUCCUGCUCUGUGGUUGGUUGAUUGUGUAAAAUUACAUUGGGAACAUUUGUGUCAUGCCGGACCUCAUGAAAAUGAUGUUUUUCAUGGCGGUUGUAGUUGAAAGUGGUUAUCGUGGUGAUGAUUAUUAUUAUUUUUGUAUUCUUCACGGUACAGUUUCAGUAUGUGACUUGUUCAGGUGUCGGUGCCAAAUCAUUGUUUUACUUCUCUUAAAAUAGUGCUACGUCGUUCAGUUGUUCCUGAGGGACUCAAACCUUCGUUGAGUUGAGAUCUUCUUCCCAUUCCAUGCAUCUGCCAAAACUCAACACUCCCGAUUUACCUCUCAACACACACAACCUCCUCAUGUCAGUGCCAUUUCAAAACCACAAUUAAGAGUAAAUUACCAAAUGUGUGAUGCCACAAGUGUUGGGGCUUUCGGAUUACUGAGGAUAGAAUCUUAAAGAAGAAAAUAAAUCAAUAUUCUGGGAUUCUCCCUACACAAUGUGAUGCUAUGCUGGUGACUUAGACCAACAGGGUGCUAUCUGACAUCUUGCUGUAAUUAAUGCCAAACAUGCAUGAUCAAACCCCAGCGGGCAUCAGUGCACCAUACCACACGCUUCUCUGAGUCCAUGCCAGUCUUAGGACAGUUAGCUACAUCAUUGCUCUAUUGACCUUGACCAUGUUUUCAUUUUCACACGUGAACUGUCGCAAUGCUCAUCCAUUUUUUUUUUAUCUGUAUUUCUGUACGUUGACAAAGCAUUUGGUAACUUUUACCUCUCCCCUUUAAGCCCGCCGGUGUCAUGACCGUUGCCAUUGUACAGCUGUGUGACAUUUAAGAGGAUUUAUGAGGGAGGAUUUGAGAUUUCCCAGAGACAGGAGAACUCCUGUGCUUUUCUGCGCCACUGAAAAGCACACGAUGAGCUCAUGGUUCAAUUAAAGCACAGGGGACAACACAAGGACCACACAUACUGAACGAUGCAACAUAAUGGAAGUAUGUGGACCUUCUCUAUCUUGCAACAAAUAAUCUGAAGUCUCUAAGACAUGCAUGACGAGAUCGGGUCCUUUGUUUCCCAGAGUAAGACGGUGUAGCUCAGUUUGUGACGGUUUAGCUUCGUUUGGUGUAUGAAGGUGACCUUCGUGUUCUUUGUCCUCCUACUUGUGAAACACAAAACCAAGCCAAUAUAGUAUAUGAUAUCCAUUCUAAGGAAUCCAGGUGAAACCUUAUGAAAAACAGUAUUUUCAAUGAAUAGUAAUAACAGAUACACAGUAUUAAUGUGCAGGGAUACAAAUUAACUUGGCUGGGACAAUUGUGUUUUAAUGAUCUAAAAGUACUUAAUUUGCUUGCAACAUUCUGUGUAUUUGUGGUGUAUUAAUGUAUAAUUAAGAAUGAUCUAUUUGCAUAUGUCGGUGUAUUAGAUUAUUUCAAAUAUUCAUUUCAGAGAAUCGACUAAAUUGGGGUUUAUUCUCUAGAGUAUAUGGUAUAUAAAUGCUUGUUGUUCCAGUGUCUUUGUGGAUGAAUGUAGCAUUUUCAAAAUGUUGUUAAAAAUGGCAGUGUUUCAUCUGAAUACCACGGCCUACUGGAUUGUACAUCGCUCAAAGCACAAUGUUGGAAGAGAUCUAAAAUGCUGUAAAUCUGAACUUCAUAAUAUAAAUCAAGAAUCUGAACACUCAUGGCUCUGACGUAGUAGGCCUGCCCUUAAUCAUUGAGCAAAUUGGAGCAGAUUAUCAGUGAUAAUAAGGCUAUGUUUUCUGUUUUUGAUAGCCAACAGUCUGGUAGGCUUUCUGAGUGCCCCCUAUACUCUCCCACAACCUUAUUUAACCCACUCAAUGAACAUCCCUUAACAAUGUAGCUACCUUGCAUCAACUGUCCCUUCAGCCAGAUUGAUAGUGAACAUGUUUUUAUUUUGUUUGAUGAGAUGGUGUGUUGGUAUUUGUUAUGCACUACAUCCAGAUGGUUUUAGAGUUAGGCUGAAUGGAUUCAAUAAAAGUGGUGAAACAUGA
Molecule: messenger RNA, 3429 nt
Organism: Gadus morhua (Atlantic cod)
Lineage: Eukaryota; Metazoa; Chordata; Actinopteri; Gadiformes; Gadidae
Gene: sfxn1
Product: sideroflexin 1
Exons: 11
Coding region: 222-1196 (324 amino acids)
Biological process (GO): monoatomic ion transport; serine import into mitochondrion
Cellular component (GO): mitochondrial inner membrane
Molecular function (GO): monoatomic ion transmembrane transporter activity
Source: RefSeq, a predicted model, not a curated record